Molecule: messenger RNA, 411 nt
Organism: Coniosporium apollinis CBS 100218
Lineage: Eukaryota; Fungi; Ascomycota; Dothideomycetes
Product: prefoldin subunit 4
Exons: 4
Coding region: 1-411 (136 amino acids)
Biological process (GO): protein folding
Cellular component (GO): prefoldin complex; cytoplasm
Source: RefSeq, a predicted model, not a curated record
AUGCAGCGACGCAUGCUCACGAAAGAGGAUGAGGCGUCCACUGGCGGCGAGGAGAUCGAGGUCAGGCGGGAGGAUCAAGACAAGAUCAACCGCUUUAGCAGACUGCACCAGCGGGAGAUGUUGCUUGAGGAGGAGUUGAAGACGAAGCAGAAGGACAAGGAAGACCUCGAAGAAGUCUCUAACGAGCUCGAACUGGCCGACGAAGAUGACAAAGUCCCAUACCGGAUAGGUGAUUCGUUCGUCUCCCUUCCGCUGCCGGAGGUGCAGGAACUACUCUCCGCUUCCACGGAGAGGAUCGAGCACGACGUCUCGGCCGUCGAAGAGAAGCUCGGCGGCAUCAGGGAAGAGAUGCAGGAACUCAAGGUGGCUCUAUAUGCAAGAUUUGGGCGCAGUAUCAAUCUGGAAACUUAA